AUGUCCGGUAGAGCUGCUCUGCAGACAGACCCGUCGCAGCGCCUUCUACUACUAACGACCCAGGAGGCCUUGGAUAUGUCAGGAUACAAUCCAUCUAUUCAUACAAAGCACGUGGGUACUUUCGUUGGACAAGCUACAGACGACUGGCGUGAACACAACAUGACACAGGAUGACCCCUAUUACGUGACUGGAGGCAUGCGUGCAUUCGGUCCGGGGCGUCUGAAUCACUUCUUUGGAUGGGAUGGCCCAUCAGUGUCUGUUGAUACUGCAUGCUCUUCGAGCGCCAUGGCUCUGGAUCUCGCCAUUCAGUCUCUCCGAGGAGGCAAGUGCGAUAUGGCAAUUGCUGGCGGCGCUAGUAUCAUCUCAGGUGCUGCAGAUGUAGGCAUGUACGCCGGGCUUGGUUGCGGUGGCUUCCUGGGUGCCUCAAUUACAGCCUGCAAGACUUUUGAUGCCGCGGCAGACGGCUACACUCGAGCCGAAGCGGUCGCUGUUGUGGUUCUCAAGCGCUUGAGUGACGCUCGCAGAGACGGCGACGUGAUACACGGUGUUGUCAGGGGUAUUGCCACAAAUCACUCAACUGACACCAAUCCCAUCACGCGUCCUUCUACAGAGGCCCAAAAGUCUUUGUUGCGUCAGGUUCUCCGACAGUCUUUAAGGUAUCCUGCAGACGUGUCGUAUGUCGAGGUGCACGGGUCGGGCACUCAAGCUGGCGAUCGUGCUGAAGUUGAGGCGGUGGCAGCUGUCCUUGGCGGCCACCAGCGCCGUCGCAGUAGUGUGCUCAACGACUCGUCUCGAAAACUACGGAUUGGCAGUGUCAAGGCCAAUAUCGGACAUAGUGAAGGUGCGGCUGGCAUUUCAGCACUCAUCAAGGCGCUGCUGAUGAUUCGUCAUGGUCAAAUACCUCCACACAUUGGGGUCAGAACCACUGCAAACCAUCAUUUCCCUGAUCUGGACAAGCUGGACAUUUCUAUCAAUUUGAGACAGGAGUCUUUGAUAGCAGAAGAGGAAGUGGAGAAUUAUGAAGCCCCCGCAAACAUCAUUAUUAACUGUUUUGGGGCAGCCGGUGGAAACACCAGCAUGUUGGUCGGAAGCUUUACGAAUAACAAAAGCCUGGCUGAAGAGCACCCCAACCAACGACAGGCCAAAACGACCGAACAACAUCACCGAGUCGUGACAGUUUCGGGCAAGACCCCUUCUGCUCUCCAGGCCAAUAGGCUGAGGCUACUCGAGUUUCUGGAGGAGAACCCCACCACACCCAUCAAUGACCUCUCUUACACUGCAUGUGAGAGGCGGGGCCAUUAUCCAUACCGGACUGCAUACACAGCUAAAGACACCAUGGACGUUGCCAGGCAGCUUCGAGAUGGCACGGAAGCAACUGAUAAAUCAUCAGCUCAGUCAUCUCGGCCAUCACAGCCUCCAAACGUUGUUUUUGUGUUUUCUGGACAGGGUGGAAAGGUGGCUGGUGCUGCCCAGCAAUUGUUCGGCCAUAACGACAUCUUCAGGCAAGCCAUAUGCGAUUACAGCCAAUUGUGCGACUCGCUGGGCUUUUCUGGCGUACUCGAUCACCUUACUUCCCCAGAAUCAGAAGAGGCCUCGUUGAAUGCAGUAUUGGAGCAGGUUGCACUCCUCGUGUUCGAGCUUGCUCUCUGCAAAAUGUGGCAGGCUUGGGGCAUCCAGCCCUCAGUCGUACUUGGCCAUAGCCUCGGAGAAUAUGCCGCGCUUCACCUGGCUGGCAUUCUAUCUGCUUCAGAUACGAUCUGGCUCGUAGGGACUCGUGCUGGUCUGGUGCAAGAGCUUUGCAAGGCCGAUACGAAACGCAUGCUUGCUGUCUUUGCCGAGGAGGAACGUCUUAUUCCCUUCAUAAAAGACUGUCCCGUGGAAAUAUCUUGCAAGAACUCGCCUUCACAGACGGUUGUUGGCGGGUCUUUUGACGACGUCCUGGAGCUGAAAAGCCGUCUUCAGAACCAGAAUAUCAAGAGUGCCCUGGUGGGAACACCGUAUGCCUUCCAUACCGGUCAAAUGAACAACAUCCUGGAGAGUUUGCGAUGCAGCGCCAAACAGGUCCUGUUCAAAGACCAUCCAGAGAUCAACCUUGUGUCGACCAUGACUGGAUCACGUGUGGACUCCUGCCCGUCCUGGUCAGAGCAUUUGGUAAAGCACACUCGCCAGCCAGUCCUUUUUGCCAAAGCUAUCCAAUCUGCAAUCGACUUGAACCCGGGCCGGAAGACGAUUUUUGUGACUAUCUCACCGACGCGGAUAUGCAAAGACAUGACCGCUGCUAACAUCAGUCCAACUGGAGGAUAUCUGGCAGAAGUACUUGAUGCGAUGGGUACUAGUACUCAUGGGUGUAUUGACAAUAUCGCUUUCGGCUUGGCGAAUAUUUACAAUGCCGGGAUUGACAUCAACUGGAGCGCCUAUCACAAAUCAAUGAAACAAGCCGGAAGGCUGCUGAAGUUGCCAUCUUACGCAUUCGACCUCAAAGAUUUCUGGAUUCCCCUUCAUCAAAAGCGGCCUAUCUCUUCAUCGCCGAUGUCGACUUCACGAUCAUCGUCACUAAUCACCAUCAACACCCCUACCACAGAUGAGGAUGAGGAUGAUGAAGACCACUGCCUCAGGGUAAUGCGCAAGACGAAUCUUCAGGAACAACCCUUCAGGAGUCUCAUACUUGGCCAUGUGAUACGAAGCAAGGCCAUCUGUCCUGCAGGCGUGCUGAUUGACAUGGCUUUCGACGCCGCGACACAGCUCAUAGGCGAACUCUCCAGAAUUGACACUGUUGAAUUGAGGUCAUUGUGUCUGAAGGCAGCUGUCACAAUACACGACGACGUGCGUGUCAAUCCAGUUCAUAUUCUUCAUACUAGUGUGGAGAAGGUCAGAGGAGUUCCAGGAUACGCCGUGACCUUCUCGGGCGAACGUGGAGUACACCAUGCAAGUUGCUUUGUGCGGACGACAGGAAAUCUUAACGUUCUUGGUGUCGAGACUACAGCAACGUCUCUCCUCCGAGCAGUAUCGCGUAUGACCCGCCUGCGAAAUAACACGGACGCGAACCGUCUCACACGGACAAUGAUUUACAAGAUGUGGGCACCAGUGAUGCAUUACGCUCCGGAGUAUCAUGUCCUUCAUGAUAUCGUACUGUCGCCUGUUGGCUACGAAGCUUCCGCGAAGCUCAUGACAACAGCGAGGGAGCCAGGCAAGCAGGCAUUUAUGUUGGAUCCGUUCUGGCUGGAUGGUGCGAUGCAAGCUGCUGGCUUCACAGUGAACAUGAGCGUCAGCGCUACUCCUGGAGCGGUGUAUGUUCUGAAUGAGUGUGCAAGCAUCCGCUUCUGGGAAGCUCCGGUAAACAACAACGUCUACACCUGCUAUGUAAAGGGAGAGUCGGACAGCUCAGGUGACGUUAUCAUUAGCGUUACAGUUUUCGACGAGGAGCACGAUCUGCGCCCAGUAGCUACUAUAACUGGCAUGCUGUUUCACAGGCUCAAAGACAAGAGUGAACCAAAGCCAGACUUAUUCACAAGUUCUAUCAACACGACCGAGAGAACUGAAAAGCUGUCAAAUUCGACCCAGGUCACUGCGCCCUCGGCAACGGCGGCCUUGAACAGAACUUUGUCACACAACGGGUCGAACAACAGCUCCAAGCAGACAAAUUCAAACAACCGGAAUGGACAGGUUUGCAAGCUCAUUUCAAUUCUUGCCAAAGAGACUUAUGCCGACCCCGCAGAGAUUGAAGAAGAAACUUCACUGGCAGACCUGGGUGUGGACUCUUUGGUGGCGCCCACUGUGGCAGAUGCCAUUAGAAUCCAGCUAGGGAUCGAAGUGCCGUUGAUAUCGUUGCUUGAGGCGCAAACGGUCAAUGAUCUCUCGGCAAUAUGCUGCAAUCUAAUGUCAACAGAUGUGGACGGGAGGACCAAGCCAGGAAGUCAUCUCGGAGCGAUUGUUGCCGGGCAAAGUGAUACACACGGCGCUCACCGAGAUGCAGCCGCAACGGUCUCCGCCAGCAGCACCGACCUUUCAAGCAGAAUUGUGCUGUUGCAGGGCUCAAGUCGCUGCACACGCUCCUUAUUUCUGCUUCCGGAUGCCUCCGGGAGCAGUUCUGUGUACGCAGGCCUUCCACCGCACCUGUCCGCCCAGACCAACACUGGCAUCUAUGCUCUGGAGUCUCCAUUUUAUGGUAUGAGCAGCUUUCCUCGCAUUUCUAUGGAGAGGUAUUGCUCCAUUAUGGUCGAAACAAUUCGUCGCUUCCAACCCUUGGGACCUUAUUUGGUCGGGGGAUGGUCAAUUGGUGGCCGCCUCGCUUACGAGUGUGCGAGGCAACUCAUGCAACAGGGAGAAACGGUUGCCGGACUGCUUCUCAUUGAGUCAUACGCGGAACUCACGUCAGAGCUCUCUUGCAGCCCCAACGCGAUCUCAUUGGAUCAUCUUGAGGCAACAGGCUUCUUCGAAUGGUCUGGAGGCCGAACGAAUGCCAUGCCAGAGUGGCAAAGAAACCACAUGCUGCAUCUCAUACUCAUGAAUAGCGCUUACAACCUCCCGACUUUGGGCAUGGACGCGAACAACAACUCGGUACCCGUGCAGCUGGUAUGGUCCGCCUAUGGAAAUUUCGAUCUCUUUCCAAUGAAGGUCUUGCAGUUUCGAUACGAGAUAGAAGACGGCACCAUGAGAAAGACGAACAGAUCUGAUCAAGAUCUCUGGUUGAAGGAAUCACGAUCAGUAGAUGUGACGUCCAGCCUGACUGAAAAGUGGCGACUACUGACAGGACCUGUUUUGCGACAAAGUACUGUCGAGGGAGACCAUUUUGACAUUAUGAUCCCCAGUACACGUGAGGAUUUGGGAACUGUGGUGUUACAGGCUUUGAAAUGGUUUCAUGGGGACCCGCAGCAGAUGACUUAG
Messenger RNA from Colletotrichum aenigma, 4884 nucleotides. It is a transcript of the gene PKS12, whose product is annotated as Non-reducing polyketide synthase PKS12. The coding region runs from base 1 to 4884 and encodes 1627 amino acids. Gene Ontology annotation, molecular function: 3-oxoacyl-[acyl-carrier-protein] synthase activity; fatty acid synthase activity; phosphopantetheine binding. Lineage: Eukaryota; Fungi; Ascomycota; Sordariomycetes; Glomerellales; Glomerellaceae. The transcript has a single exon. The record is from RefSeq and is a predicted model, not a curated record. Gene Ontology annotation, biological process: fatty acid biosynthetic process; secondary metabolite biosynthetic process.